Aphidius gifuensis is the source of this 2042-nucleotide messenger RNA. RefSeq names its product ethanolaminephosphotransferase 1-like. The record is from RefSeq and is a predicted model, not a curated record. Gene Ontology annotation, biological process: phosphatidylethanolamine biosynthetic process. Gene Ontology annotation, molecular function: ethanolaminephosphotransferase activity. Lineage: Eukaryota; Metazoa; Arthropoda; Insecta; Hymenoptera; Braconidae. The transcript is spliced from 9 exons. Gene Ontology annotation, cellular component: Golgi apparatus; endoplasmic reticulum membrane. The coding region runs from base 376 to 1548 and encodes 390 amino acids.
AUUGGUUGUUUUUUGGUUCACGAAAUGUAGCCAGUGCCUCUAUAUCCACAUUUAGAAAGCAUCGCCUAUACGUCAUAUUUGUAAACAUUUGUAAAUAACACCGAGUUGACUUUCCUGUUCUCUGAAUUUUACUUAGUUUUUGUUGUUAAAUAAUGCAUUGCAGAAAUUACACGCGAAUCGUGAUAUUACUCAAUCCCAAUGAUUCAUGAUGAUUUAAAAAAAGAAAAACAUUAGAUAAAUAUAAAAAAACUAAAAAAAAAUUCCAUCUACACAGAUAGAGAGAGGGUCAUACAUUGAAACACAUCGGAUGUUAAUUUGGAGCACAUCGGCGCACGCGUGAACCUAAAUAAUUGUAUUAUUAUUCUGGAGAUCAAGAUGUCAAGAAAUUGUCUAGAAGUUGAAUACCUAACUCAGGAACACCUGACCGGUUUCGAUAAUUACAAGUACAGCUGUUUGGAUACAAGUCCCCUCAGUAUCUAUGUGAUGCACCCAUUUUGGAACAAAGUUGUACAAAUUUUUCCAAAAUGGGUUGCUCCAAAUGUCCUGACAUUUUCUGGAUUUCUAUUUACUGUUUUAAAUUUUUUAAUGUUUGCAUAUUAUGAUUAUUAUUACUAUGGAUCAAGUGAUGAUAUGGCUGAUUAUUCACCAAUACCAAAAUGGGUAUUUUUUGCAGCGGCAUUUAAUAUAUUUAUGGCUUAUACACUUGAUGGAAUUGAUGGUAAACAAGCAAGAAGAACACAAACAUCUGGACCACUUGGUGAAAUGUUUGAUCAUGGAUUAGACAGUUGGACAGCAAUGUUUAUAACAACAUGUAUGUUUUCAGUAUUUGGAAGAACUGAUUACAGUGUAUCACCAUUGAGAAUGUAUUUUAUUCUUUGGAAUAUAUUUAUUAAUUUUUAUUUAAGUCAUUGGGAAAAAUAUAAUACUGGAGUUUUAUUUCUUCCAUGGGGAUAUGAUGCAUCAAUGGUGGCAACAAUAACAGUAUUUAUUUUGACUGGUUUUGGUGGUCAUGAAAUGUGGAAAUUUAAUUUAUUUGGUUUAUCUGCUGGUAUUAUUUUUGAAAUUUUACUUUAUGUUACUGCAUUAGUUACGACAUUACCAGUUGUCAUUUGGAAUGUUUAUGUUGCAUAUAGAGAUAAAACUGGUAAAAAUCGUACUUUGAUUGAAGCUGCAAGACCACUAGUACCACUUGUAUUAUUUAUAACAAUUGCAACACACUGGAUAACUCAUUCACAAACAAAUAUUAUUAAUACAGAUCCAAGAAUUAUAUUUUUUACUAUUGGAACAAUAUUUUCAAAUAUUUGUUGUCGAUUGAUUGUAUCACAAAUGAGCAACACAAGAUGUGAAAUAUUACCUUGGAUUUUACUUCCAGUAACUGCAGCAGCAUUACUGUCACGAAUUGCACCAAGUUAUGAUCGUGAAACAAUGUAUUUACUAGCAAUAAUUGCUGUUGGUGCUCAUGUACACUAUGGUGCUUGUAUAGUACGUCAAAUGUGUCGUCAUUUUCGAAUAAACGCAUUUAAAAUAAGAACUCCACAUUCAGAAUGACUUCUUGAUGGCGAUACACGAUAAUUUUUAAAAAAUCACAAAGGCAAACAUUUAAAUUUAGUUAAAAUCAUUGGUGAGAAAUUUAUACAUCACGUUGCAUUUAAUUAAAAAUUAUUAACAUCGGAAGAAAAUAUCUGCUAAAUUUAAAAAAAAUACACCUACAUUUUGAUAGGAAAAAAAAUUAAUUAUAAUUAAUCAAUUAAUUUAGAUAAAUGUACAGUAAAUACUCCACUAUUGUCUAUCAAUAGUUUCACAAAUCAUCUUUAUAGUUUUUUUUUAAUUUAUUUUUUCCUUAUUAUCCUUCAAUCAGUUUGUUGAAAAAAAAUAAAAAAAAAAAUACUCUUGAUUUUCUAAUGGACUGCUCGUGUAGUAGAAAAAUAAAAGCACUUUGUUUUUACCGUGUAUCGUCUCUCGGACACUAUUAUAUAAUAUUAUUAAUUUAUUGAUAUUAAAUAUCAUCGUGCCAUUUUCACAUCAUGACAACACACAGGCCG